Messenger RNA from Necator americanus (New World hookworm), 483 nucleotides. RefSeq lists its product as uncharacterized. The record is from RefSeq and is a predicted model, not a curated record. The transcript has 4 exons. Lineage: Eukaryota; Metazoa; Nematoda; Chromadorea; Rhabditida; Ancylostomatidae. The coding region runs from base 1 to 483 and encodes 160 amino acids.
AUGAGGAAAUUUGAGAACAGCAGCGAAGGAGGCGGGCGGUCCGCAGUCCACUCCGCGCCCCAAGAACAACGUCAUGAGAUGAAUUUCGAAUCAAGAUGUCCUCCGUUGAAAUGGGUGGAAUACGGAAAAGUUCGAGCACUUAAAGGAGAACUGAAGAAGCUAUUCAAGGUGUCUGCAACAACUGGCAACGGGAACAAUGAUCGAGAAUUCCAGAUCAAGAACGACAGCAACAGUCAUGCUGCAGGAACAGUGCACGAGAAGAAAUGUCUCCGACAGCUUCCACGGAGUUUACAGCUUGGAACACAAAGACUCGCCACAUCCCUCAUUCAACGGGAACAAAAGAACGACGACGGGCCCGUCUCUGAGGCAGCCGAGGAGAAACAAAGCGAAUCACAUCCGACCAACAAUCUUGACAUUUAUGGUAAAGUUGACACCAAUCUUGGUUAUUGCUCAGUUAACACUCACUUGGACGUUGAGCAAUGA